Messenger RNA from Wyeomyia smithii (pitcher-plant mosquito), 518 nucleotides. RefSeq names its product mitochondrial import inner membrane translocase subunit Tim9 (gene Tim9a). The record is from RefSeq and is a predicted model, not a curated record. Bases 139 to 417 code for a protein of 92 amino acids. Lineage: Eukaryota; Metazoa; Arthropoda; Insecta; Diptera; Culicidae. The transcript has 2 exons.
GCAACAAACACCAGUUAGCUGUCAAAUUAGCAACAACUCAGAACAAUCGUGUUGUUUUUAAUCAGAUUCUAAUGUUCAUCCAGCGAAAUUUAUUAUAAAAUUUUGCUCUAAGUACUCGUGUCUAUUCAAACCAAAAACAUGGCAACUCAAAUGAGCAUCGACCAACUGGACAAGGAUCAAAUCAAAUCGUUCUCCGACUUUCUGCUUUCCUACAACAAACUCUCGGAGCUGUGCUUCGUGGACUGCGUUAGCGAAUUUACCGGUCGAACCGUCUCGGAUAAGGAGGAUAAAUGUUCACUCAACUGUAUGGAAAAGUUUCUCAAGAUGAACCAGCGAAUUUCGCAGCGCUUCCAGGAGUUUCAAAUGUUGGCUAACGAAAAUGCACUCGCCGCAGCCCAGAAGCUGGGGGCGAAAUAAUCAGCAUGCUUACGUACUGUACACUAUUUGAUUGUAAUAUUUCGUUAUAGUAAUAUUAAUCCGAAUACAGUCUCGGGAUAAGAUCUAGAGCAAAGUUGAAA